GUUCCUUGAUCUGUGUUCCUUGAUGCGUUUGUUCUCGCUCGGCACGAGGCACACUAGACACACCGCAGAUGCGCUUGGGCCGUUUAUUCCAGCCUUGCCACGUUCUCGCCACUCGAUCUGUCUUCCCACUCCCAUCCUUUACUCGCCUUCCCGAAUCUUCCACCGUGCUCCCCCAUCCCUGUCCCGCCCUACUCCCCCCCAUUCUCCUCUCCCUCUCUCCGCCACUCUCCCCGCUGCCCCCCGCGCCACAUUCCCGGCCUUUCCCUGCCUUCCAAGGUUAUUCCCUAGUAUACACCCACGUGGCAGUCAGUAAUCAUGUCCCAUCCAAGAUAUCACGCGAGCAGCCCGUCGUCGCGUCUUCCCCCCCACAGUUCUUCCACUCUACCCUCGCUCCUUCCCGCAAUCCCCUGAGGAACCUGACCAUCAUUUGGCAGCGACCAAUCAGUGGGAUAUUGGAGUAACCUACAGGCCAGACAAAAUAUUCCUCUUUGCACCUGCAGGGAGCGUCCUUUCCGGCAUGGAUCUAUACCCGAUGAUCACUCCCUUAUCAAAAGACUUUGGGAGCAUCAGUGUGAAGAUGUCAAUGAGGGGGAACGAAUGCAGGGUAAAAAGUUAUCCAUGUCUGGUCCAUGUACUCCGUAGUCAGCUACAAAAAUAUGACGCCAAAACUAUGUCAGGGGUGAUCAAACAGAUGACAGCUGCCCAACACUUAAUCAAGGAGGUCACCACCACGGAGGAGGAGGAAUGUGGAGGAUUUAGAAUUUGCCCUCCCAGUCGUGGCUAGCAGAGCUGAUUGAAGAUGGCCGUCUGUUUCGCGCACCAUGGAGCAACCAUACGCUUUCGGUCUUUUUGAACGCCCCCGGAAUUUCAUCACUGCUCUUCAUCGUGGGCCUCUCUUCCAAGAGCUGAUAGUAGACGCUUGGGCUCAAACGUGGGUCUGACCGAGUCCGCUGUACAUAGAUAUGUACGGAUGGGGAUGGAAAAUGUAGAUGAGACCGAGUAGAUAGACUUUGUUACCAACAUGCCAAUUAUUCACAC
Molecule: messenger RNA, 1038 nt
Organism: Cryptococcus deneoformans JEC21
Lineage: Eukaryota; Fungi; Basidiomycota; Tremellomycetes; Tremellales; Cryptococcaceae
Exons: 2
Coding region: 518-784 (88 amino acids)
Source: RefSeq, a predicted model, not a curated record